Messenger RNA from Thermothelomyces thermophilus ATCC 42464, 4574 nucleotides. RefSeq lists its product as uncharacterized. The transcript has 7 exons. Gene Ontology annotation, biological process: DNA-templated transcription; regulation of DNA-templated transcription. The coding region runs from base 180 to 4574 and encodes 1464 amino acids. Lineage: Eukaryota; Fungi; Ascomycota; Sordariomycetes; Sordariales; Chaetomiaceae. The record is from RefSeq and is a predicted model, not a curated record. Gene Ontology annotation, molecular function: zinc ion binding; DNA binding; DNA-binding transcription factor activity, RNA polymerase II-specific.
CGAGCGUCCAGCCCUUUUCUGUUGCACCACCAAUUCGGGGUUGAUCGAUCAUUCUCUGUGCAUCUGCCCUGGUUCUCAAUUCAUUGCCCGCCUGGGACCCAACCCGAUCUCCGAAUUGGGAAAAAUCCGUACCGCAGCACCCCGAUUCCCGCCACAGUCAAGUACGACAAAGACAAACAAUGCCACCAAAGCGAGGGAAGAAGGCUGCGGCCAAGCCGGCUUUGGAUGGUUGCAUCCUCGCUCUCAGCGGAACUUUCCCUGGGGCAACGCACGCGGCGAUAAAGGCGAAAGCUGAAUCGCUCGGAGCGACUGUCGCCAUCAGCGUGACAGACAAUGUUACACACCUUGUGACAACCGACAACGACUAUAACAAGCCAUCUUCCAAGGUCGCCAAAGCCCAGUCACUCGGGACCCACAUUAUCAGCUUGGAUUGGUUGUUGGCCUGUGAGACGAACAACACUCGGGAACCAGAGAAAGAUUACACCAUUGGGAAGCCCACCGCAGGCAGUUCCGCUCAGCCAGAUGCGUCUAAGUUGGCGUCCUCCCAGAAAGGUGGAGCAACAGCAACGGAUGGUACCAGGACACGAAAGCGUGCCUCUUCCCCCGUCGCGGAUGAUGCCUCAGAUAAUGAUGCCGCCCCAAAGCCCAAGAGGACGAGAGGGCGGAAGGCAGCGGCGGUUCAGGCGGAUGGGGAGAACGACGUCAAGAUGCAAGAUGCAAACAACGCCACAAACACCGAACCCAAGGAAGAAGCGUUGGACAAGACGAAGGGCGUGGAACGGGCCGUAGGCGAGGGCCAGGUUGCGAAGAGCAAGGACAUUCAGAUCCCGCUCGACGAAGGGAGCCCUUUUUUUCAGUACAAGGUCUAUAUCGACGAUUCCGGCGUCAUAUACGACGCCUCACUGAAUCAGACCAAUGCGUCGAACAACAACAAUAAAUUCUAUCGCCUUCAGCUUCUGGUUCAACCUCAACAAGCAAAAUAUGUCACGUGGCAAAGAUGGGGAAGAGUUGGCGAGCGUGGCCAAACUCAAUGGACCAGCACAACCUCCUUGCAGGAGGCGGUUCGACUUUAUGAGAAGAAGUUCAAGGACAAAUCGGGCCUGGCUUGGAAGGAUCGGGGAAUGAAUCCCAAGCCUGGGAAAUACGCCUUCGUCGAGAGAAACUACGAAGACGAUUCGGACGACGAUGGCGAGACGGACAAGGCGGGAGCCAAGGACGACAAGAAAACAUCUGUCCGGGAGCCGCCCAAGUCAACGCUUCACCCUGCAGUGCAGUCUCUCAUGCAGCUCAUCUUCAACCCGCAGUAUUUCAGAGACACCAUGUCUUCUCUGAAUUAUGACGCCAAUAAGCUCCCUCUCGGGAAGCUCAGCAAGGCGACCAUCACGCGUGGUUAUCAAGCGUUGAAGGAGCUUUCGGCCCUCAUCGACGACCCCUCUUUGGCCGCGAACUACGGCACAAGUUACCGUCCGGCGGUUGAGCAGCUCUCCAACACUUUCUACUCGUUGAUUCCUCAUGAUUUCGGUCGCAACCGGCCCCCGGUCAUCAGCGACCAGGCGAUGGUUAAGAAAGAAAUAGAGCUUCUGGAAAGCCUGAGCGACAUGAAGGAUGCCGCCCUAAUCAUGAAGCUGGACAAGGUUGCCGAUGACGAUAUCCACCCCCUUGACAAGCAGUAUCAGGGGCUGAAGAUGGAGGAGAUGACGCCUCUCGACCCUACCAGCGCUGAGUACGCCCAGCUACAGAACUACCUCUUCGAGACUCGUGGCUACACCCAUGGACAUAAUUACACGAUCGAGAAUAUCUUCCGAAUCGAGCGCCAGGGUGAGCGUGAGCGGUUCGAGAACAGUUCUUUUGGAAAGAUGAACCAGAACCGGCGUCUGCUAUGGCAUGGCUCCCGCUGUACCAACUUCGGCGGUAUCCUUAGUCAGGGCCUACGCAUCGCGCCUCCAGAAGCGCCAGUGUCGGGUUACAUGUUUGGAAAGGGCAUUUACCUGGCUGACAUGGCGUCGAAGUCGGCCAAUUAUUGCUGCUCAUACAUUUCUGGAGGCACCGCGCUCCUCCUGCUCUGCGAGGCAGAGCUGGGUGAUCCCAUGCAAGAACUCAUCGGCGCGUCAUACAACGCAGGAGAGGACGCGAAGAAAAAAGGGAUGGUUUCGACCUGGGGUCAGGGUAGGACGGGUCCCAGCAAGUGGAAGGAUGCCAGCUGUGUCCACCCAUCCCUGGUCGGUGUGAAGAUGCCUGACACAUCGGUGCCCCCUGGCCCGACCGACGUGAAGGGAGCCGGCCUCUUCUACAACGAGUACAUUUGCUAUGAUGUUGCCCAGGUUUGCCUGCGGUAUCUGUUCCGGGUACGCAUCACAGUGCAACCGCCGGCCGCCGGAAACCGCCUAUCCAUGAGUACCUCACCCCGCCCCCAUAAACGGACAAACACCUGCGUCACAUGUCGUGCGCGCAAGGUUCGGUGCGACGGGCGGCGAACUAUCUGUACCAAUUGCGAACGCCUCGGCUUUAACUGCUCCUACGACGAGAAUGUCGGGGUCGAGGUUGUCCCGGGCGAGGGCGGUGGGACCGCCAUCUCGGUCCCGCGACGCCGGGUGCGGCAGGCCUGCCAGAACUGCCACGCCAGGAAGGCCCGGUGCAGCGGCACGAUGCCGAGCUGUGACCGGUGCCGGGCCCAGCGCCUCGAAUGCGUCUACCGCCCCGGCAAGCGGUCGCUGCCUCCGCCCGUUCCCUCAACCUCCAUCUCGGCCGCAGCCCCGUCCCCCGGUUCCCGGUCCGGGUCCGGAUCCGGAUCCGGAUCCGGGACCGGAUCAGGGAUGGAUCUCGACUCGCACACGGCCCAGGGCGCGCCCAACGACUACGGCACCUCCAGCGGCACUGCCAGCCCUGCCACGGCCGUGGAUCCGAGCGAGCCCGACGAGGCCCUGGCUCUGAAAGCCUUCGACAACUUCUUCCGCCACGUCUACCACGUCGCCAUGUUCUCGUUCCUGCACCGGCCAUCCCUCAUGGAGCUCUACCACGCGGGGUCUCUGGACCGUGCCCUCGUGCUCUCCAUCGUCGGCGUCGCUUCGCUCCUGACCGAUCUCGGACCGGGAAUGGCCGAGUACGGCAACCGAUGCAUCGAAGAGGCUGUCUCUCUGUGCCUGGCGAGCCUCGAAAAGCCGACCUUGUCCCGCCUGCAGGCGCUAGUGCUCGCCAUCAAACACCGCAUCCUCUCAAAGCGGUUCUCGAGCGCCUUCAUGCUUCACGCCAUCGCCAGCCGGUUCGCCACCGCGCUCCGGCUGUACCAGGAGAACCCGGAACUCUGCUUUCUCGCGCGGGAAGCCCGCCGCCGCCUGAUGUGGUCGAUCUACAUGAUCGACGCGUCCAUAUCCAUGGGCCAGGCCGACGUCGCUAUCUGGUUCGACGCCGAACGCCAGAUCCAACUGCAGCUCCCCUGCAACGAGCGGCAUUUCGACUUUGACCUGCCCGAUCCGACAGAACCGCUCCGGCCGCCGGGCCCCGAUCCCGUCACGGGUGCCAUUCCGCCACUACCGGACGUGCUCGGCCUCAUGGCGCUGCACAUCCGGCUCUACUGGAUCCGCUCCCGCAUUUUGCAGUGCACCUCGAAAGCGGCCGCCUCGCCAACGGCAGACGCGCUAGCCAUGCUGCCGAGCCAGUUGGCGGACUUUGCUGCAGAACUCGAAAUGUUCGAGGCGCGAUUACCUGUCUCGUUCCGUGAAAACGAGGCCAACUUUCGUUUGCGCAGUUAUUCCUCCAGGCUCAACAUCUUCAUCACGACUCAUCUCCUUUGGCGGCAGUGUCAUCUCGACUUGUACCGUCUGUUCCUCCCGGGUCUGAAGGAGGCACUCGCCCCGGCUGCUCUGCAGCAAUUGGACCCCCACUUCGUAAUGCACAAACGCCGCAGCUGCUACGAGCACGCAAGGAGGAUGGCGGACAUGAUGUCUCAGCUGCUCAGCUUGAGCAGCACAUCUACCAGCCCUCCAGUGGCCGACUUGGACCUCCCUGGUGGCGAUCUUGGUCUGGGCUUCACGCAGGAGCGCGUGCGGGAGCUUGCCACGGUCUGUCUCCGGGCUGCAAGGCAGUCAACCCCCGGGCCAGCAUCUGCUAGCAUCCAAGCCGAUAUCGAGCGCCUCAUCGCCAGCGGCUUGUCGCUGCCGGAGGGUCUUCCCGCUCCGCCUGGCCGCCCUCGCAGCCUUGAUGCCGGGGCGGGGGAACCGUACCUUGCGCCACAGCUGUCAACGCCGAGAACGAGCCACGCCGGUGCGCAACUUGGGGUUCCAACGUCGGCCCCGACUCCAGCGAACCAAAACAUGAUGGCAUCCGUCCAGAUGCCGCCGCCUGCCUCGGUAAGCCCCAUGGCAGGAUUGAAUUUGCCUCUGGCCGAGGGAGCAAUACAGGGCACGGCUCCGGUGGCACCGUCGCAGGCCAGCGGGGUGACGAGCGGAAGUAAUGCGUUUGAAGAGUUACCUGAAGGGCUUUAUUUUGGACCCGAGUUCUUCGGGAUAGAAUCGUGGUCGGCCCUUCCGCACGGCUGGGCGGACAUUGGGCAUUUCUCCGGCAGCGGCAUCCCAUAA